AUGUGGCAGUUCCGGGUGAACUUCAUCACCUUGCAUUACGCCUACAUCAUCUUCUUGAGUAUCCUGGGACUGGUUGUCCUCUAUCCUUAUGGCAAUCUACGAGCGAUUGACUCCUUUUUCUUCGGGGCGAGCGCGUCUACAGAAUCCGGAUUAAACCCUGUCGAUGUGAAAGAACUCAAGACUUACCAGCAACUGUAUGUCUAUUUCAUUCCGAUGAUAUCGAAUCCUGGUUUCAUCAAUAUACUGGUGGUGGUUGUGCGGCUUCAUUGGUUUGAAAAACGCCUGAGGAAAAUAGCACCCUCUGUUCUUUAUCCAACGUCCACUUCGUCAGAUCGCAGGGGCUGCGAUAACGAUCAAGAAGCCAGAUUCAGUAAGGGCGACGAAGAAUAUGCACCAAAGCAAGAGUCUAUUCAACUAUCAAAAGAUAACACAUGUGAUGGAAUAGUUUUAAAAGACGAGAAAACCAAUGGAAGGGACCCAGACAACGAUGAUUCAAUCCAGCCCAACAACCCCCGCCCUAGUUUGAAUAAUCGCCGGAUUUCAUUUGCAGAGAAUUCAAAAGCCCUGUAUAUCCCUUCGCCCCGUGAGCGUGACAGAGGAAUUCCGAUAUUGGAGGUAAAUGAGAGGCCGGGUGUUAAUGACUUUGAGGACUCAAUCGAUAAAGCCGAUACAGAAACUGAGGGCAACCGCCGGGGAGUAAGUGGCACGUCGUCAAGUGGCUUCCCACUGGAACGUGUCGCUUCUUCUGUAUUUGUGCUUGGCAGACAACCCAGGACAUCUGAGGAGCCACGCCUUCGAAGUGCGGUCUCACUUUCCAAUGACUCCAACCUUCCAGGUCUCUCUUCGCAGGCCACUCUCGGCAGGAAUUCGCAGUUUUACAACCUAACCGACGAGGACCGAGAGAGGCUAGGUGGCAUUGAAUACCGAAGUCUGAAACUCCUUUUGAAGAUCGUGAUUGGUAUUAACACACCCUGUUCGGUUAUUAUGCUAACCCCAAGUAUCGGAACUACCUUGAUGAAUGUGGACAAAAUCAUAUCUGGUGUUAUCUGGAUCAUGUUCAAGUGUGUCCCACAUCAGUCAUCUCUCAAGGAACCGCUUGGCUUCCUCCUGAAAUAUCCCCGUCGAUGCUAUACGCUUCUCUUCCGAAGUCGGCCAACUUGGACCCUCUUCGGAAUCAUCUUCGCGCUCAACUUUGUAGACGUACUUUUGAUCGUGGUACUGGAUCUCCACAAUUCUGCAGUGAACAACCUCCCUGCUGGACCCCGAGUGCUGGCCGCAAUCUUCCAGGCAGCGUCGUCACGGCAUACAGGAACAUCGUCGUUUAAUCUUGCCGAUGUCAGUCCAGCAGUCCAGUUCAGCUUACUGGUGAUGAUGUACAUUUCGAUAUUUCCAAUCGCCAUCAGCGUUCGAGCGUCCAACACAUACGAAGAGAGAUCGCUUGGCGUGUAUUCGCUGGAUGGCGAAAUGGAUGAGAGCAACGGAAUGCAAUAUGUGAUGACGCAUAUGCGGAAUCAGCUCAGCUUCGACCUGUGGUACAUAUUUUUGGGGAUAUUCUGCAUCUGCAUUGCUGAGUCCAAUAGGAUCAUGGAUCCUUCUGAACCCGCAUUUUCCGUGUUUGCAAUUUUUUUCGAAGCUGUCUCCGCGUACGGAAAUGUUGGCCUCAGCCUAGGCUACCCCACAGUUUCGACUUCCUUUUGCGGUCAGUUCACGACUUUUAGCAAGGUUGUCGUUUGUGCUAUGAUGAUUCGGGGACGUCACCGUGGCCUGCCCUAUUCGCUUGACCGGGCAAUUGUGCUUCCCAACGAUCACCUUAUCGAAGACCACAGGGCUGACAUUCGUCCUCAUCGACCUCUGUAUACGGACAGGACUGUCGAUAAGCGGGUGCAGUUCAAGCGGUAUCAUACCAAAUAA
Aspergillus tanneri is the source of this 1911-nucleotide messenger RNA. RefSeq names its product putative potassium uptake transporter. The transcript has 11 exons. Lineage: Eukaryota; Fungi; Ascomycota; Eurotiomycetes; Eurotiales; Aspergillaceae. Gene Ontology annotation, biological process: potassium ion import across plasma membrane; intracellular potassium ion homeostasis. The record is from RefSeq and is a predicted model, not a curated record. The coding region runs from base 1 to 1911 and encodes 636 amino acids. Gene Ontology annotation, molecular function: high-affinity potassium ion transmembrane transporter activity. Gene Ontology annotation, cellular component: plasma membrane.